GCUGUUUGAAAAACAAACCACAGCUGGCACGGCUUUGUGACCUUAUACAACACUUUUUUGGUUAUGUUUACGAGGAACGUUUUUUUCGGUUCCCUCGGCUUCACGUGAAUUUCAAGUAACUUCAAUAAAACAUAUAUUCAUUUCGGAAUGGGUCAGGUGGUUACUAUGGUGGCCCGCCGGGUGAAUCGCUUCAACGUCGAGAAUCGCGCACAUCGCUUCUUGGAACGCGAGAAACCAUCACCGGCACCCAAAUUCGAUUCCAAUUUGAGGGACAUGGAGCGCACCUUGGAAUUGGAUCCCAAGUUUGUUGACAAGCUAAACGUAAAGGACUCCAGCUUGGAUGGACGAUUGAAAGACGUUUAUGUAACCUCGCAGGAUCGAUUUAUAAAGCGAGUUCAGGAGCGCCGGGCAGCGGAGGCGGCGGCGGACAAGUCUGAGCAGCGACCUCUUCCACUGGAACGCAAAACUCCGGAUGACUUCGAAUUCGGCUAUAUGGAGCCCCCGCGGAUCACUCCGGGACACUGCACACUUCGCCAGGCGCUUAAAUUCAUAAACGACCAUCAGUUGGAUCCGGAGGCGUGGCCAGCUAAGAAGAUAGCCAAUGAAUACAAAAUGAAGGAGCCACUUGUUGAAAACAUCUUGCACUACUUUAAAACCUUUAAUAUGUAUAUACCCGAUCAGAAGUAUAAGGAUACGUUGUUAACCCAAGCCACAAAGCCUCUGCUUCAAGUGAAAUCCAACCCUGAGGGCAAACCGUAAAUAAAUAGCAAUUGUUUUUGUUUUAAACCUA
Drosophila ficusphila is the source of this 790-nucleotide messenger RNA. RefSeq names its product protein NDUFAF4 homolog. Gene Ontology annotation, biological process: mitochondrial respiratory chain complex I assembly. Bases 148 to 759 code for a protein of 203 amino acids. The record is from RefSeq and is a predicted model, not a curated record. The transcript is spliced from 4 exons. NCBI's taxonomy places the organism in Eukaryota, Metazoa, Arthropoda, Insecta, Diptera, Drosophilidae. Gene Ontology annotation, cellular component: mitochondrion.